Messenger RNA from Callorhinchus milii (elephant shark), 3097 nucleotides. It is a transcript of the gene arhgef9a, whose product is annotated as Cdc42 guanine nucleotide exchange factor (GEF) 9a. NCBI's taxonomy places the organism in Eukaryota, Metazoa, Chordata, Chondrichthyes, Chimaeriformes, Callorhinchidae. The record is from RefSeq and is a predicted model, not a curated record. Gene Ontology annotation, molecular function: guanyl-nucleotide exchange factor activity; protein binding. Bases 117 to 1712 code for a protein of 531 amino acids. The transcript has 10 exons.
AUCAGCAUCAGCAUCAGCAUCAUCAUCAUCAUCACCAUCAUUAUAAUUUCACACUCAUCACUUUGCCCGCAAGUCGAGAGUUCUUGAGAUGCAUUCGUAUUCGUUCGAGAGCCCAUAUGUGGCGUAUUCUAGCUUCAGGGGAGCUGGUUCGUUCGCUGCAGAGAUUUCCACUGAUCACUGGUGGUUACAUUGUCAGUGCUGAGGCAGCAUGGGAUCACGUCACAAUGGCCGACCGUGAGUUGGCAUUUAAAGCCGGGGACGUCAUCAAAGUCCUUGAUGCUUCUAACAAGGAUUGGUGGUGGGGACAGAUCGACGAUGAAGAAGGCUGGUUUCCCGCCAGUUUUGUAAGGCUCUGGGUGAACCAGGAAGACACAGUAGAUGAAGCCAGUAGUGAGGUCCAGAAUGGACAUCUGGACCCAAACUCCGACUGCCUGUGCCUUGGCAGGAGUAUACAGAACAGAGAUCAGAUGAGAGCAAACGUCAUCAAUGAAAUUAUGAGUACAGAACGACACUACAUCAAACACCUGAAAGACAUCUGUGAGGGGUACCUAAGGCAAUGCAGGAAACGCAGAGACAUGUUCAGCGAUGAGCAACUCCGAGUCAUCUUUGGAAAUAUCGAGGACAUCUACAGGUUUCAGAUGGGCUUCGUCAGAGACUUGGAGAAGCAGUACAACAAGGAGGAUCCCCACCUGAGUGAGAUCGGACCUUGCUUCUUAGAACACCAAGAUGGAUUUUGGAUCUACUCCGAGUACUGUAACAACCAUCUGGACGCUUGCAUGGAACUCUCCAAGCUGAUGAAGGACGGCAGGUAUCAACACUUCUUUGAGGCCUGCCGGCUCCUGCAGCAGAUGAUCGACAUCGCCAUUGAUGGUUUCCUGCUCACCCCGGUGCAAAAGAUCUGCAAAUACCCACUGCAGCUCGCAGAGUUACUCAAGUACACGGCGCAGGAACACAGCGACUAUCGAUAUGUUGCUGCUGCUCUGGCAGUCAUGAGGAAUGUGACGCAACAAAUCAAUGAACGCAAAAGGAGGUUGGAGAAUAUCGACAAGAUUGCCCAGUGGCAAGCUUCUGUCCUCGACUGGGAGGGCGAUGACGUCUUGGACCGCAGCUCAGAGUUGAUUUACUCCGGGGAGAUGACGUGGAUUUAUCAGCCUUACGGACGGAAUCAGCAGAGGAUGUUCUUCCUGUUUGAUCAUCAGUUGGUGAUGUGUAAAAAGGAUUUAAUACGAAGGGAUAUCCUUUACUACAAAUGCAGGCUCGAUAUGGACAGGUAUGAGCUAAUGGAAAUCGAGGAUGGGAAAGACGACGAUUUUAAUAUCAGUGCCAAGAAUGCCUUCAAACUUAGGAACAAGGAAACAGAGGAAGUGCACUUAUUCUGUGUCAAGAAGCCGGAGGAGAAACAGAGGUGGCUGCGAGCAACUCGAGAAGAAAGGAGAAUGGUUCAGGAAGACGAAAAGAUAGGGUUUGAAAUCUCGGAGUACCAGAAGAGACAAGCAGCAAUGACUGUCAGGAAAGUCAGCAAACAAAAAGGAGUGAACUACACCAGGUCGAUGCCUCCUUCAUAUCCAGCGCCUCCUGAUCCUUUGCAACAGAGAAACUUCAUGCUCGCUGAUGGCAUACCCCAUCAGUCCAUGUACGAACUAACGGAACCCAAACGAAGCCAAUCUCCCUUCUGGCAGAACUUUAGCAGGUUAACGCCAUUCAAGAAGUAACAGGCUGUGUUGUGGUGGAAGGACCUAACCCUUGGUAGUUGCUGUUGACAAUUUGAACACACACAAGGACCAACAAUGUUGGGGGAAAUAGAUUAUCCACAGACGUUUAAGUCGAGUCGACCUGAACGAUUUUCUGACUCCCUUUCCUUCCCACCCUCCUCCCCUACCUGGCAUUCAGCUGAGCCUUGGUUCAGACGUUUUAGCUGAUUAUUUCUUACGUGGGUUCCACUGUUUGGUUAAAAAAAAACGAGACGUUUUACGAUGGAAGAUCAAGAUUCAAGGAAAACUGAAGUUGAAAAAUUCACACCUUCAUCUCGCUGUUUCAUUUCUGCUGAUGCUUAAGAUUGCUUUCCAGUGCACUCGUUGCAGCUGCUAUGUAUAUUUCUCGCUUCUGGUUUUUAUGAAGGUUUCAUUGUUACUUACAUCUGUACUGUUUGGGUGCAAAUGUUUUACCGCUCGAUGAGUUCUGACACAGAAGCUAGCUGCACAGGUUUUAAGCAUCGCCGACGUGCAAGUCCGAUGGUUUAUUAUGUAUCCAUGUGCUGACGUGAAGAUGCGGUGUGUGGAGGGCAGGGCGAAGGAGGCUUUGGAGAUCAGUGGGCUGAUGGAUGCUCACCAUUAUGCGCGCAAUGACUCCUGAUUCAUCACUUACAGCCAUCCGUUGCACAAACAUUAUGGAGAUUCUGAUUAUUCGGCAAAGCAAGGGUUAAAAGGACAGAGGAAACACCCCCACCCCCACUCCCCACAAUAUUUUUGUCUCCAUAACGUAAAUUUCUAUGCUCUAUCUCAGUAUCUAGCUAAAAGACCUUGCGACAGAAUAAUUCAACACGAUGAAUACAUAAUGACUAUUGUUUGAAACAGGGGAAAUGAACUGUUUAUUAACUUUCAUUGUUUUUAAUGCACAUUCCUUGCAGUUAACGUACUUAAUUGGUUAUUAAGGCUCAAAAACAAAUCACAGAUCGAAUCUUGAUCUGACUCUUUAACCCGUGUUGGUCGUGUUGGCACUGUGAUGGUUUCUUUUUGUAGCCUCCCCCCCCUCACCCCGGACAUUCUGGUGUCUCACCAGUUAAUUGCUGUCGGGCGUUGGAACGGAUUGAAGUGUUGCUUAAUUUCAGCGUGUCUGGAAGCGAGGUGACUGGCUCUCUGACCUGGUAAUGACUGCGGAUGAUGCAGCUCAGUGCACAGCAGGACGGGGGAAAGCCGAGACAGGUUAAAGAGCUAAGAUGUCUUUAAAUAUUCUCCUGCAAAAAAAAAAUGUCUGGUGCCACAAAAAUGAUGUAGCCGGUUGUUUUGCCUCGUGCCUGCAAAAUCGGACGUCGUUUCUCCAAAUUUAGUCAAACCGUCGCCAAACUUUUGAAAUAACAGUGAACUUUUUUUAUAGAACC